AUGGGACUUUCUAAAGGCAUUGCAGCCGCAGUCGCCUUGCUUCAACUAGUGGCUCUAGUGUUCCUCAUCCUCGCUACCCUUUCCGUGCCAGUUGCGCAGACAUUUUAUUUGGGAAAGGCUGGGGACUUUAAAUAUGGUGUUUUCGGAUAUUGCGAUCUGGACAAGGGAUGUCUGAGUGCAACUUUCCCCUGGGUACCAUCUAGUGUCGAUGACAGUGUAACUAAUUGGUCAAUGUCCACCUCUGCACGAGACUCAUUGGCUAAAAUCUUGAUCAUUGCCCCCAUUGCUGCUGGUAUAUGCUUGAUUGCAUUUGGUUUGUCAAUUGGUGCUAUGUUUGGCCUGCACACAGUGGCAAUCAUUGCAAUUGUUGCUACAGUAUUGGGCUUCCUUACGUCUACCAUUGUCUGUAUUGUAACAAUUUUAUUAUUCAAUCCCAAUGUUGGAUGGACCGGGUGGAUCUUGGUUGGUUCAGCUGCCGCCAUGUUGAUUUCCAUCCCAUUGUUGGUACUUGGUAUUAAGUUUGGUGAAUAUGAUGGACUCAACGAUUCAUCUUCCACAUUAAACGAUGGCUUUGACAACUAUGCUGGUGUUGGAAGGAGUGGAAACGAUUUGACUACCUUUGAGGAAAACAAAUUUGGCUAUUUACCUCCUACAACUACUGCAAAGUACAAUGAAUCUGAAUCGUCGAAUUCUUCUUACAGGCCAUUGAACAACAACAACUUCAACAACAACAGUGGCCAAGCCAACUCCAACAACAGGUUUAAUCCUAAUGAUACUGUAAAUUCAAACAACUCGAUAUACAAUUCUAAUCCUCAAAGGGCAUACGAUUUCACUAAUCCAAAUGCAAACAAACAUUCCGAAGUUUCUGGUGGUGCAGGCGCUACUGGGUCUAGUGGCAGCUAUUUCAAUGACGAUGGAGUCAGUAUUGUAGAUGGACCUAACAUUCCAGUUAGUGCUCAUCGAAACAUGGCUCCACAGGUAAUUGCGGCAACUCCAACUAUUCAGAAUAACCUGAGAGCAGGAGCCAUCGCUGAUGUCCCAUAUCCCGUUUCCACUUUUGGAGGAAACACUCCAGACACAAGAAGACUUCCAUACAAUCCCACGGUGUUCGAACAUCAUCCUGAAGUCGAGGGUCAUAAACCAUUUACCGAGAUGGAUGAAAGUGACUCUCAAAUACACCAUAAUCAAGACAUUUUGGACUCUGAUAAUGAAUCAGAUUUCACUUCAGUGAGUCAAAGAGCUCCAAAUCCACAAUAUUACGGCGCUCCACCACCCCCACCACCACAUCAACAACAGUAUUCGGGCCAGCAAUAUAACCAGUUCCAAAAUUCUCCACAAGCACCUCCACCUCCACCUGGAAAUCACUACAUUCAGCACUCUAAUCAACAAGUACCAAUGCAGCAGCCUAUGCAGCACCCAAUGCAGCAACCAAUGCAACAACCAAUGCAACAACCAAUGCAACAACCAAUACAACAGCAAAUGCUUCAACCUGUUCAACAACAACCAUUCUUCAACCAAUCUAGAGGGCCAACCAUUUCAGACAAUGCCUUAAGUAAUAAUCCUGACUUUGCUGUUGGUGGAUCUGCUGGGUUUGCCAAGAAACCUUUGAGACUGCCAAUGGGCCCUUCUCUCUCACAAUCUCCAUAUAGCCUUGCUAGAACUCAACGCCCUGGACAAGGGAACCCCCCAGCAGGAGCAAGACAAAACAUACCGCGUGGCGAUGGACCAUACGGAUUUAGGUAG
Messenger RNA from Dujonia railenensis, 1743 nucleotides. Lineage: Eukaryota; Fungi; Ascomycota; Pichiomycetes; Serinales; Debaryomycetaceae. The record is from the annotation of a GenBank genome assembly.